AUGCAGAACCUAAAUGACCGUUUGGCUUCCUACCUGGCUAAAGUGCGUGCUUUGGAGGAGGCAAAUGGCGAUCUUGAAUUAAAAAUCAGAAACUGGCAUGAGAAACAUGCACCCCGCACUGACGGGGGACUCCAUGACUACAGCAAAUAUUACGCCUCCAUGGAUGACCUGCGAAAUAAGAUUAUUGCUGCAAAUGUUAAUAAUGCCACAGUUACACUGCAGAUAGACAAUGCCAGGCUAGCUGCUGACGACUUCAAAAUGAAAUAUGAAAAUGAGCUGUUCCUUCGCCAGAAUGUGGAGGCAGACAUAAAUGGUCUUCGUCAAGUUCUGGAUGAACUGACUCUAUCCAAGAGCGACCUAGAAAUGCAGAUCGAAAGCCUGACGGAAGAACGGGCUUUCCUCAAGAAGAACCACGAAGAGGAAAUAAAAAGUUUGCAAGGCACAACUUCUGGGGGUGUUAAUGUUGAAAUUAAUGCUGCCCCGGGAAUUGACCUGACCAUGCUUUUGAACAAGAUGAGAGCAGAAUAUGAGGCUCUGACAGAGCAAAAUCGCCAAGACGCUGCAAAUUGGUUCAAUGAAAAGAGUAAAGAAUUGAAUAUGACAAUCAGUGUGAGUACCAAGGAGACCAACACCAACAAGAAUGAGAUCGCUGAACUGAGACGCACCCUUCAGGGUUUGGAGAUAGACCUGAAAACUCAACUUAGUUUGAGGCAUUCGCUCGAAGGCACGCUGGCAGAGACGGAAGGCCGCUACUGCGCCCAACUCUCCCAAAUGCAAGGGCUGAUCAGCAACAUGGAGACGCAAGUACAGCAGAUCAGGGAGGACAUGGAGUGCCAGAAUGCAGACUACAGGAAACUCCUGGACAUCAAGAUCCGCCUGGAGAAUGAGAUCGAGACCUAUCGGAGCCUGAUUGAUGGAGAGGCAAGGUAG
Molecule: messenger RNA, 930 nt
Organism: Varanus komodoensis (Komodo dragon)
Lineage: Eukaryota; Metazoa; Chordata; Lepidosauria; Squamata; Varanidae
Product: keratin, type I cytoskeletal 10-like
Exons: 6
Coding region: 1-930 (309 amino acids)
Molecular function (GO): structural molecule activity
Source: RefSeq, a predicted model, not a curated record